Molecule: messenger RNA, 2513 nt
Organism: Cherax quadricarinatus
Lineage: Eukaryota; Metazoa; Arthropoda; Malacostraca; Decapoda; Parastacidae
Source: RefSeq, a predicted model, not a curated record
UAAGAAAGAUUCUGUGGUACUGGUGAAGGGCUCUUGAUCAAAAGAAUUUCACCUGUCCUCCAGUCACUGUGAAUGUUAUAGUUGUAAUGCUUUGUACUAAAUAUAAUAACAAUAAUGAUGGAAAUAAAGGAGAAAUUUACACAUCUGAUAAAUUUGGAUGUGAUGAAAGUGGUGAUGGCACAUCUAGUAAGCCUUACAAAACUGCUCUUCAGGCCAUGCGGAAGGCUGGCAAAGAACCAUUCCCUACAAUAUAUGUUGAUGGCAAGGAAGACCAGGGUGAGGGAGGUAAAUUGUGUAGCAGCCCCGAAGCUUCCCUAACUGUGUGUCUGCAAGCAUUAGACCAGCACUUAAGCCAAUCAAGCUACAUUGUGGGUCACGUGCCCACGCAAGCUGACACACUGGUACUUGAACGUAUGGGCAAAGCAUCACCUAAGAAUGGUCCGCUUACGUCUUCCUAUCCACACUUUACGAGGUGGUGGAGACAUAUUCAGAGUUUUGACUCUGAUUUGAAGGAUUUGCCACAGACAGAUCUUUGUAUUCUUAAACAGUUCAGCCUUCCUGAUGCCAGACUAUCUCAAGGGAAUAAAUAUGAAAUUAUUGCUAAGAGUCAGUUGAAGAAACUCACUAAACUCUGGAAAGAUGAGUGUAAAAAACUUGAAGCUCGUCUUAAAAAAGAAAAGGAGGACGAGGAGAAAUGGCGGACGAAGGCUCUUGAAGAGGCCAAAAAAGUGACUAUAUCAGAAGAUCCAAGUUUACCUCCUGCUCUCUGUAUCAAGAUUAGAGAUGGUAAACAGUAUCGUAAUAAGAGAGUUAAAGUUAAUGGAUGGGUUCAUAGACUCAGAAGACAGGGUAAAACUAUGAUGUUUAUUGUCCUUCGUGAUGGAUCGGGAUUCCUACAGACAGUUCUGACAGACAAGUUGUGUCAAACAUAUGAAGCUAUAAUUCUCACACUUGUGGUUCUGCGGUUGCGUUCCAUUUUAAUGAAGGCCUUUGUGGACCACUACAGUGAUCGAGGGUACGAGUGGAUGUCACCACCUACAAUGGUUCAAACACAGUGUGAAGGAGGCUCGACUCUAUUUGAUUUUAAUUUCUUCGGUGAAAAGGCUUACCUCACACAAUCCAGUCAGCUUUACCUUGAAACUUGCAUUCCCAGUUUCGGUGAUGUGUAUUGCAUAGAGCAGUCUUAUAGAGCAGAACAGUCGCGGACGCGCCGUCAUCUGGCUUCCUAUACUCAUAUUGAAGCUGAAUGUGCCUUUAUCACUUUCAGUGAAUUAUUAGAUCGUAUUGAAGACUUGAUAUGUGAUGUGGUAAAGAGAGUAGUGGAACACCCAGUGGGUAGUCAACUAAUGAAGGAGUUGCACCCAGAGUUUGUAGCACCCUCAAAACCCUUCCUCAGGUUGACUUACUCGGAUGCUAUCAAGUACCUCAAGGAGCAUAACAUUACCAAGGAAGAUGGAUCUUACUAUCAAUAUGGAGAGGAUAUUCCAGAGAUGCCGGAAAGAAAAAUGACUGAUCAGAUUGGGAAGCCAAUUCUGCUCAACAGGUUUCCAGCUGGUAUAAAAGCCUUCUACAUGUCCAAGUGUGAGGAUGAUAAUUCACUUACAGAAUCGGUUGACGUGUUAAUGCCAAACGUUGGAGAGAUUUUAGGAGGCUCUAUGAGGAUGCACAAUUAUGAAGAGUUGCUGCAAGCUUACACUGAUAAUGAACUUGACCCUAAACCUUACUACUGGUAUACUGAUCAGCGUCUGUAUGGUACGUGCCCUCACGGUGGGUAUGGCUUAGGAUUGGAGCGUUUCUUGUGCUGGAUUGCCAACCGUUACCACAUACGUGAAGCAACUUUAUAUCCAAGAUUUGUAGGACGUUGUACACCAUAGACAAAAUGAAAAAGUCUGAUGCCCUAGAACAUAAAUAUUGUAUAAUUUGUAUUGCUAUUCAAAUUUUUUAUAUUUUGAUUUUUCAUGCAAAUUAUAAACAUUUGUGUUUUGAUUAGUAGGUCAGUACUUAAGAACUUAAGAAUUUUUAUUGAGUGAUUUGAACAUGAACGUUUAAAAUGGUAAUGCUGUAUCUUCAUUGUGGAGUUGUAAAUUUUUUACAAAGGAUUCCAUACAAAUAAUUUUAAUUAUUUAUGUUAAAUUAUUCUUGCCUGUUUACUGUAUAUAAUAUUUUGAUUGUAUUUAGUUUACUGCCAUUCUUUGUGUCAUCCUGGAAACUACUUUUGUAUUUUUUGUAGAAAAUUUGUAUUCUAGAAAUUAAAUAAGAUGUUUGAAUUCUAGGUCAAUGUUGUUUUCAAGAUGAGAAAUGUCAAAUUGCCAUUUGAUUGUGUUACUAUUCCUUCAAUUAGACAUGCAGUCGGCGUAGUGUCACCUUGCAUUUACAGUAUCACUAGCCAGUUAAACUUUAUAAAAAAUAAGGCUUCAGAGAACAUUAAUACAUAAUGACGGGAUUGGUCUCAUACUUUUUUAAAACGUUUAAAAAUUGUAUCUUUUAAUUUAUAUAAAACAACCACUACCUAA